AUGACUUAUUCUGAGUUUGUGACCUUCUGCGAACGUUUCAUGCAUGAAGAGUGUAAAAAGUUUUACUACUGUGAACCAGACAUGUCCUUCAUGGAAGGGCUUAAUCCCAUUUCAGAUGAUGUGGAAUAUUCUGCUUUUAUUUUUGAUGCUUAUGGAACAGAUGGUGUAAUUUCGGUUUAUGUGGAUCAUAGGGUUGGUGUUGAUGGGUGGCAUGAUGAUGAAGAUAAUGAUGAUGAUGAACAUGAGUCUUGUAUUGAUGGUGAAAAUGAAGACAACAUAGAUGAACUUAGAAAUGUUUCCUUUGAAUUUAAUGAGGAUGUAGUGCAUAUGAGUAGGACAUCAAAUGAUCCUUUCUUGAGUAAGCUAUGUGUUGAUGAUGAGGAUGCAAACAACAUUGUAGAUGAUGAAAAUGGGAGAGAAGUUGAAGUUAACAUACAAGCUCAUUCCAUAUUUAAUGAGCUAUUACACUGGAAAAAACAAAAACCAAUUCUAGGGAUGAGAUUUAAGGGUUCCAGGGCAACAAAAGGUGCUUGCACAUUUAGAUUAUGGGCUUCCUGGAUGAGUGAUGAAGAGAGUUUCCAAAUCAAGUCACUAAAAGCUGAUCAUAAUUGUGCUAGGAACUUCAAGUUUGGAUCAUUGGUGACAUAUGCAUGGAUUGGGAGUCACUAUACCAAAGAGAUUGUAGAAAGUCAGAAAAUAAGUGUAAGGAAGCUUAGGUUAAAGGUAAUGGCCAAGUUUGGUAUCCAAGUUAGUAUGGGGCAAUGUAGAAGAGCAAAGAAGUAUGCACUGAAACUUGUUGAAGGUAACCUUGUUGAACAUUAUGGUAAGCUAUGGUCAUAUGGUCAUGAGAUUUUAAGGACAAAUCUUGGGUCAACUGUGAAACUAGAUAUGGAGGAUGGCCAGAUGGAAAGAAAUAUUUUAGCAAGUUCUAUUGUUGUGUUUCAAGGAGUUAAACAAGGUUGGAUUGAAGGGUGUAGAAGGAGCACAGGCAGUGUGCUAGACAUAUUUUGCCAGAAUUUGCAGAAGAGAUUUACUGGUGCCAUAUAUCAUACCUUGUUUUGGAGAGCAUCUAAAGCCACAACUGAGCAUGCUUUUAAAGUUGUGAUGAAAGAAAUUGAGACAUUGAACCCAGAUGCCCAUCAAUAUCUCAUGGAGAAAAGAUCUAAAACAUGGUCUAGAGCUUUCUUUCAAACUGGAAGGUGUUGUGAUGCAGUUGAAAAUGGGUUCUCAGAAAGUUUUAAUGCUGUAAUAGUAGAUGCUAGGAAGAAGCCCAUAAUAACCAUGUUAGAGGAGAUAAGAUUAUACAUGAUGGAUAAAUCUACAACAUGA
This is a messenger RNA of Lactuca saligna, 1329 nucleotides long. The record is from the annotation of a GenBank genome assembly. Lineage: Eukaryota; Viridiplantae; Streptophyta; Magnoliopsida; Asterales; Asteraceae.